This is a messenger RNA of Salvelinus sp. IW2-2015, 588 nucleotides long. NCBI's taxonomy places the organism in Eukaryota, Metazoa, Chordata, Actinopteri, Salmoniformes, Salmonidae. The record is from RefSeq and is a predicted model, not a curated record.
UGUGCUGGAGAGGAGAACUGGGUGGACACCAGGACGGUGUACAUCGGAAACAAGGAGCCCCCACCGGGGGCGGAGGCCUACAUUCCCCAGAGGUACCCCGACAACCGCAUCAUCUCCUCCAAGUACACCUUCUGGAAUUUUGUUCCGAAGAAUUUGUUUGAGCAGUUUAGAAGAAUUGCCAAUUUCUACUUCCUCAUCAUAUUUCUUGUCCAGUUGAUAAUUGACACUCCCACCAGUCCCAUCACCAGCGGACUACCUCUCUUCUUUGUCAUCACUGUCACGGCCAUCAAACAGGGCUAUGAGGACUGGCUCAGGCACAAAGCAGACAAUGCUAUUAACCAGUGUCCUGUGCACGAGGUGCAGGAUGGGAAGGUGACCAGGAAACAGAGUCGUAAGCUGAGGCUUUGUUGCCAUUACACUGGUAUCGGAGACAAAGAUGGCGCUCAACUAACCAGUUCAAUGAAUGCGGUUCUGAUAGUGUACCUGUGCCAAUCUGAUAAGCAGGCUCUGAUCAACAAGUGGCUGAAUUACCGUGGAGAUGCAGAGUUCUGGGUCUACUUCAUCAUGUGGGAUGAUGAGAUGUUGUGA